CUUGAUAUUAUUUGCCAAGAGCGUGUCUGGUCACACUGUCGUUUUGCGCGUUGUUGUUUUCUGAGCUCCGUUGCUCGCUGGUACGAAAAUUGUUAAUAUUGCUAGCAAACCGUUGCGAACGCACAGAAGCCGGCGAUUGCAGUGCAAUCCUAAAAAUUGUAAAUAAACAAAACCGAAUUUUUUUAAACAAAUUUUUUUUUGGCCACGAAACCGAAGUGCAAAUACAAAAAAAAAAAAUCAAAACCAGAAUCAGAAACAGAAACAACAACGAAAGUGCGAGUGUGUUUGUGAGGAAAGGCUGUAAUCCCAACUGGAAUGGUAAUUAGCGGGCGACGUAGCGUGCAGAAGAAUUAAGAUUAAAAAUAAUAAGUAAUAGUCUUUAAAGAAGAAAAAAAAGGUUUUAAAGAAAGUGUCACUGUCGCACACACGCCUACACAUACAGACGCCGAAUAACACUCAUACACACACAUACACAUACACCCAAAGGCGGCGAAGGAGCGCGGCAAAAAAAAAAGACAAGAACGAAAAAAGUCGGAAAGAAGAGAAUAAAGUAACUGAGAAAACGACGACACAGUGAAAUUAAUAAUAAACGCAUAAUUUAUUUAAAAUAAUAACCAAUCAAACAAUCAGCCGCGCGCGGUUAUAAGAGAUAAUUAAGAAAGUUAAGAGAAGAGAAGCACACAAUACAACUGUAAAAAGAUGGCAGCGCUGAACAAAUUCACCAAAACACUGUCCAUUGAUGAAAAGGCCGAGAUCAAGGAGAAAUUUACAGAGUUGGACGCCAACAAGGAUGGCUUCAUCGACCUGCACGAGCUGAAGGACGCCCUCAACCAGGUGGGCUUCAAGCUGGCCGGGUACCAGGUGCGCGAGAUGAUCGACGAGUUCAAGAGCAAACAGCGCACCGCCCACCAGGGCAAGCUCAACCUGGAGGAGUUCGAGACGCUCUGCCUCGACCUGAAGAGCAAGGACGUGGCCAGCACCUUCAAGACGGUCGUCUCCAAGAAGGAGAACCUGGAGACGCUCGGCGGCAUGUCCAGCAUCUCCUCGGAGGGCACCACCCACUCCGUUCGCCUCGAGGAGCAGCUGGCCUUCUCCGACUGGAUCAACUCCAACCUGGGCCACGACAAGGACCUGCAGCACCUCCUGCCCAUCGAUGGAGAGGGCAAGCGCCUGUACCAGAGCAUCAAGGACGGCAUCCUGCUGUGCAAGAUCAUCAACCACUCCUGCCCGGACACGAUCGACGAGCGGGCGAUCAACAAGAAGAACCUCACCGUCUACCGGGAGUUUGAGAAUUUGACCCUCGCCCUGGUCUCCUCCCAGGCCAUCGGCUGCAACAUCGUCAACAUCGACGCCCACGACCUGGCCAAGGGCAAGCCCCACCUGGUCCUGGGCCUGCUCUGGCAGAUCAUCCGCAUCGGUCUCUUCAGCCACAUCACCCUGGACAGCUGCCCGGGCCUGGCCGGCCUCCUCUUCGACAACGAGCGGCUGGAGGACCUCAUGAAGAUGUCCCCGGAGGCCAUCCUCCUGCGCUGGGUCAACCACCACCUGGAGCGGGCCGGCAUCUCGCGGCGAUGCACCAACUUCCAGUCGGACAUCGUGGACUCGGAGAUCUACUCGCAUCUGCUGAAGCAGAUAGCCGGCAACGAUGCCGACGUCAAUCUGGACGCCCUCCGGGAGUCGGACCUGCAGAGCCGGGCGGAGAUCAUGCUCCAGCAGGCGGCCAAGCUGAACUGCCGCAGCUUCCUCACGCCCCAGGACGUGGUCAACGGGGUCUACAAGCUGAAUCUGGCCUUUGUGGCCAAUCUGUUCAACAACCAUCCCGGCCUGGACAAGCCGGAGCAGAUCGAGGGCCUGGAGUCCAUUGAGGAGACGCGCGAGGAGAAGACCUACCGCAACUGGAUGAACUCGAUGGGCGUGUCGCCGCACGUGAACUGGCUGUACUCGGACCUCGCCGACGGCCUCGUCAUCUUCCAGCUCUUCGACGUCAUCAAGCCCGGCAUCGUCAACUGGAACAAGGUCCACAAGCGCUUCACUCCGCUGCGCAAGUUCAUGGAGAAGCUGGAGAACUGCAACUAUGCGGUGGAUCUCGGCAAGCAGCUCAAGUUCUCGUUGGUGGGCAUUGCUGGCCAGGAUCUGAAUGACGGCAAUGCCACCCUGACAUUGGCUCUCAUCUGGCAGCUGAUGCGGGCUUAUACCCUGUCCAUCCUCUCCCGACUGGCCAACACCGGCAACCCCAUCAUCGAGAAGGAGAUCGUCCAGUGGGUUAACAACCGACUGGCGGAGGCCGGCAAGCAGUCCCAGCUGCGCAACUUUAACGACCCGGCCAUUGCCGAUGGCAAGAUCGUGAUCGACCUGAUCGAUGCCAUCAAGGAGGGCAGCAUCAACUACGAGCUGGUCCGCACCAGCGGUACCCAGGAGGACAACCUGGCCAAUGCCAAGUACGCCAUCUCCAUGGCCCGCAAGAUCGGCGCCCGCGUCUACGCCCUGCCCGAGGACAUCACCGAGGUCAAGCCCAAGAUGGUGAUGACCGUCUUCGCCUGCAUGAUGGCCCUGGACUACGUGCCCAACAUGGACAGUGUCGACCAGAACAACCACAACAGUGCGACGGUGGCCCCGGUGGCACCCGUGGCGGUCGUCAGCAACAGUAAUUAGUUGCAACAACAACAACAACAACAAGAAACCACCCAAAACCACCCACAACUCAACUAGAAGAAGCAGACAGACAGUGGAAGAAGGGAUUGUGGAUGCGGAGAGCAUGUGGACACAUGGAGGUACACCUCCUCCUCCUACCUACCUAUUCGUAUUCCCCAUUCUACUCGUAUCUCUCUUACGAGAAAGUACUUCUACAACUCCUCCUCCUCCUUCUCCCCUUUUCUUACUUUCCUUUUUUUUUUUGUAAGUUCAAUUACAACUACUUUUUUGUAAUGUUUUUUUUUAUUAUAUAUUUAACAUAUAUAUAUAUAUAGAGAGAGAGAGAGAGAAAGCGCUCUUCGUUUUGUAAUUUGUAAUUAGGUCGAGCAUUUUUUUAGAGUGUCGGCCGAAGGGGGGAGGAGUGUUUCCCGACUAGAGUUUCGUUCAACAAGUGUUUACGUGCAACCUUAUUUUAUAAAUAGAGGUUUUCCUUGCUUUCUUCCGCUUUCUUCUUAAAUUUAAAUACAAAUCCCCAAAAAACAAAAAAAAAAAUCACGACAAUGGAACAAAAAAUGCAAAAAAAAACAGAAGCGAUAGCUCUAAAUGGACAGGAAUUGUGCAAGAAUGUGCAAGAUUGUGCAGGAUUGUGCAAGAAUGAGCAGAAAUGUGCAAGAAUGUGCAAAUAAACACAAGAUUGUGCAAGAUUGUGUAAAAAAUGUGCAAGAAUGUGCAGGAUUGUGCAAAAAAUAAGCAAGAAUGUGCAAAAAUGCGCAAGAUUGUUCAUGUUUGUUCAUGAUUUUACAAGAUUGAGCAAAAUUGUGCAAGAAUGUGCAUGUUUGUGAAAAAAUGUGCAAAAAUGCGCAUGUUUGUGCAUGUCUGUGCAAGAGAAACGAUUGUAAUAUUCACACUGAGACAAAAACAAUUAACUUUGUAAUAUAUAUACAUAUAUAUUUAUAUACGAUACGAUAUGCGCCUAUACACCUAACACACACACACACAUACAUACAUAUAUAUAUUUAUAUAUAUAUAUAUAUAUAUAUUUAUACACUGAUAUAUAUUUUUGCAUAAAUGAGUUGCCUAAGAGAGUCGAGAGUAAAGUAAUAACGGGGAUUCCCUUUAAAAAAAAAAUCUAAAAAAAAAAAGCAACACUUUUGUAUUUAAUUAUUUUUUUUUUUUUUAUAUGGCAAUUAAUUGUAAGCAAGCUUGUUCAUGUUUUUUUCUGCGUGUGUGUUUUUGUUCUAUUCCUUUAUACAUAUUAUAUAUUUUUUGUUUAACUUUGCGUUUAAGAGGGUUAGAGCGAGAGGCCAAACGAGAUAUGGACGGCAAUUAGAAAGAGAGAGAGAGAGAGAGAGAGCAUCAUGCCAGACAUGACCGAGAAGGAGAAGGCAACACGUUUUUUUAGUGCAAUGAGGCGACAUAUUUAAAAAGCAACAAAUUACAAAUUAAAACUUAAAAAUUACAAAUUAAAAACUAAAACUAAAUAAUAUUAAAACGGAAAUGCAAAACAGACAACAACAAAUCGAGGAAAAGAGACAAGAAAACGAUAAAGUACUACUAUAUGCAUAAUAAAAAUAAAACAAUAAAGUAAAUCUACAAAAAAAAUACUAAAAA
This is a messenger RNA of Drosophila ananassae, 4242 nucleotides long. It is a transcript of the gene Fim, whose product is annotated as plastin-1. The record is from RefSeq and is a predicted model, not a curated record. Gene Ontology annotation, cellular component: actin filament; cytoplasm; actin filament bundle. The transcript is spliced from 5 exons. Gene Ontology annotation, molecular function: calcium ion binding; actin filament binding. Lineage: Eukaryota; Metazoa; Arthropoda; Insecta; Diptera; Drosophilidae. The coding region runs from base 700 to 2652 and encodes 650 amino acids. Gene Ontology annotation, biological process: actin filament network formation; actin filament bundle assembly.